GACUAUGACGUCAGAAUAUAUUGAUAAAAAUAAUUAACAUUUCAGUAUUUUGCUAUAAUUAUUGGAAUAAUUGUUCUACAUAAUUUUACACCAAUUAUUCAGCAAUUUAUCCUUAUUUUUCCAGAAAUAGAAACUGAAACGAGAGUCACAGACGUCACAGUAAUUGUUCAUUCUCAGCAUCAUACCAAAAACAUGGCAACCGGUCAAGAACAAGUAAGUUCUCUUCCACUGCCCCCAGUUCAAUAUAUCACUUUAUUCAGCGAUGAGAAUAUUCGACGGGGUCGAGCUCCCAAGCCUCCUCCUCUGAUUCAAGACACGUACAGUAUGUUUGGAAGAACAUUCAAUGCUGAUGAUCCCAUCAUAAGACCUCUUGAAAGCCAAGGAAUUAAACGUCUAUAUCCUCAACAUUUUGACCGACGUCGAGAACUGAAGAAGUUGAAUCACUCGUUACUGGUCAAUUUUCUGGAUUUAUUGGAUAUUCUGGUAUAUGCUCCCGAAUCUCCAAGACGUACUGAGAAAGUCGACGAUAUAAGUAUUUUAUUUAUUCAUAUUCAUCAUUUACUCAAUGAAUUCCGUCCUCAUCAAGCCAGAGAAACGUUGAGAGUAAUGCUGGAUUUGCAAAAAAGACAACGUAUAGAAACAGCUGUCAGAUUUAGGAAACAUUUGGACAAAGCGAAUGAAAUAUUGCAACAUGCGUUGGAAAAUCUUCCAGAUUCGGAAGUGGAUUCUAGAAUUCUAGCCACUACCGAUAUCAUGGACGAGAGCGAUGCUGAGAAACCGGAAGAAGUGGAUAAAUAUGACAGCUGCACUCCUGAAGAUCGUCUGAUGUGUCAAAUAUUGGAUUCGAUGGAAUUGAAUCGCAAGAGAAAAAGAAAACCGAAAAGUCAGAGUAUUCGUCACGAUAAAGGAAAAGGAAGAACGCAUUUUGGCUUCGAAAAAAUAAGCAGUCAUUCCGGUCGUGUUUUGGCACACGUUUAACGAAGGAUGUGAAUUCUCAAAGUUCUCGUUUCCUAUGCUUUAUCUCUAAACAGUCGUCGUAAUGAGUUAUUUUUCGAAUAUCGAUGAGUUCCACCGAUCAACAGCGAUGCUGUUUCUCGUGAUUGAUUUUAUAUAAAGUCAAAUACGUUGAAAAACAGUAGUUGAGACAGACUUUUGAUCUGAAGAAAGAACUCCACGCCUACGCAUUUAUAUCAAGUUUAUUUAAUCUUAUGCUUAUUGUAAAUUCAUAACGCCCGCAUCUAAUUAUUUAGGCAUUCAAACUCAUUUAGAAAAUAAACAAUAUACAAAUCCGAAAA
Messenger RNA from Planococcus citri (citrus mealybug), 1295 nucleotides. RefSeq names its product mediator of RNA polymerase II transcription subunit 7-like. Gene Ontology annotation, molecular function: transcription coregulator activity. The record is from RefSeq and is a predicted model, not a curated record. Lineage: Eukaryota; Metazoa; Arthropoda; Insecta; Hemiptera; Pseudococcidae. Gene Ontology annotation, cellular component: mediator complex; core mediator complex. The transcript has 5 exons. Gene Ontology annotation, biological process: regulation of transcription by RNA polymerase II. Bases 193 to 978 code for a protein of 261 amino acids.